GCGAGCAACAGCCGGAAGCAAACUAAGCGAGCGUUAAUAUUAAUUACGUACGAAAAAUAAGUACACAACGCUAUAAUAUAACUGGUUUCCUCGAGAAACAGCCAACUGAUCAUACGGCGUAUACAUGUAAACCGAAACGGGGGGAAAACGACUCUCGCAUCUUUAUUCGUAUAUUAUUCGUAUACUAGUCAAAAGUAAAGCACCGGUCAAUGGUAGGCUGAAAGACCGAUGCAUCGCGGAACGAAAGUGAUUGCGUAAACUACAUAUGAAAACCGGUAUAUCCGUGGAUCGGUGCAACGAGAAAAGGAAGAAAUGUUCACAGUUCGGUAGGAGACAUACUGUGUGCGUGACGGCGAAAGUGACGCACGUGUGUUUCUCGUUCUAUACAUAUUUCAACGGUUUUCAUCCUCUUUUCUUCUUCGGUCUCCUGAUUGUGAUUGUGUCGCGUUGGAGGAAUUUAUCGGGCAGAGGUCAUCGAGACGGGUAAAACGAAAUCGGGGAAACGCGUUAUCGAUGACCCGUUGCUUUUCUUAACAUUCGUUUGACACAACUGUGAACGAGAAAACUCGACGAGUAGCUGCCGUACAAGGAAACAAGGUCCAAUUGAUCGACCGCAGUCGAAGGAGAUGCGCAGGUAUUUUACCACUCUCCAGUACUGUAAAAAAUCUUUCGAACAGAAAAGAAGCAAAAAGUAACGUUCAAAGAAAUUAUGGCGAAGGCGUACGGAGGUGUGUUGAUCGUGGCGGAUGUGCUGCUCCUUCUUCUGAAGAUUCUCUGUUACAUCGUCGAAGGCGUAUACAGAUUGUUCGUACCUGUAGAGGAGAAAAGCGUCGCUGGAGAAAUUGUUCUGGUUACAGGCGCAGGCCACGGAAUCGGCAGAGAAGUAGCGUUAAAAUAUGCCUCUCUGGGCGCUACGGUUGUCUGUUGGGACUUGAACCAACAAGGAAACGAUGAAACCAUCAAUGAAAUUAAGAAACUCGGCGCGUCGAAAGCUUACGGUUACAAAUGCGACGUAUCGAACAGAGAAGAGGUGUUUCAGGUAGCCGAGGUAAUGAGAAAGGAAGUCGGGAACGUGACGAUUCUGAUUAACAAUGCUGGCAUUAUGCCCACCCGUAAUUUGCUGGAUCACACACCUGAAGAAAUUAAACGGAUAUUUGAUAUCAAUGUGAUGGCACACUUUUGGACCUUGCAAGCUUUCUUACCCAGCAUGAUUCAAAAGAAUCAUGGUCAUGUCGUUGCUCUUUCCUCGGUUGCUGGAUUUUUUGGUCUACCUAAUCUCGUUCCUUACUGCGCCUCGAAAUUUGCUGUCAGAGGAUUGAUGGAAGCCCUGCACGAAGAGCUCAGAGUAUCCAACAAGGACAAGGCUUCGAAUAUUAAUUUCACCACGAUUUGUCCGUACAUGGUGAACACGGGUCUCUGCAAGAAACCGAAGAUCAGAUUUACAAGCUUCAUGGCGAUCAUUUCACCGAAAGAUGCAGCUGCUGAAAUAGUUAAAGCACAGAGGCGAAACUACGUGGAACUCUCUAUUCCCUCGUUCUGGGCCUAUAUAAAUGCUUUUUACAGAUGUGCUCCAGAGACGUGCUUACGCAGUACGAUAGACUUCCUAGACGCCGGUGUUGAAGCAGAUAGUUAGCGAACAUUUAAUGUUCCUAUGUAAGUGCCGUGCAAGGAAGUGUUAUAUAACUGUAUAAGCACUCUAUAACGAAAUGUUAAACAAGAAUAUAUUCGCUUACAAUUACGAAUGAUCUUCGUAAACUAUCUAUAAGAAAUAAUUUCUGAUUUAUCACGUGUCGCUUGUCCGUGGUAUUUACUUUGUAUUACCACUACUUUUUAUAAAUCCUAUUUAAAUUUUUACUUUUACGUUUUAUAAAUUUGUAGAUAGUUUUACGGUAUGUGAAGAAGAUAGAACGUUUAACACGAUUAUCUGGUUUUUAUCGUCGUUACCAUAUCUACACCCGUCUUACGAUAUAUCGUAAGAGAAAAAAAUUCUAUGUAUAAUGAUUUAAAUGUAAUCGAGAAAAUAUCUCGUCAUGUUUAUAUGUAACGAUUCGUAUUGCGUCUUCAUCUUCUAACGUAAUAAUAAAUAAAUAUACAAAUA
This is a messenger RNA of Megachile rotundata (alfalfa leafcutting bee), 2098 nucleotides long. RefSeq names its product short-chain dehydrogenase/reductase family 16C member 6. Gene Ontology annotation, molecular function: oxidoreductase activity, acting on the CH-OH group of donors, NAD or NADP as acceptor. Lineage: Eukaryota; Metazoa; Arthropoda; Insecta; Hymenoptera; Megachilidae. Gene Ontology annotation, cellular component: lipid droplet. The record is from RefSeq and is a predicted model, not a curated record.